Ctenocephalides felis (cat flea) is the source of this 528-nucleotide messenger RNA. Its product is annotated as cytochrome P450 4g15-like. The record is from RefSeq and is a predicted model, not a curated record. Lineage: Eukaryota; Metazoa; Arthropoda; Insecta; Siphonaptera; Pulicidae. Bases 1 to 528 code for a protein of 175 amino acids. The transcript has 4 exons. Gene Ontology annotation, molecular function: iron ion binding; heme binding; monooxygenase activity.
AUGCCAUGGUUCAAAACAAAUUCUGACAAGAAUGAUGGCACACAUAUAGUGUCGAAACUUUCUGGUGACUUUGUGGUUCCUGCCGGAUGCACAGUCAUAGUCGGCACCUACAAAAUGCACAGAAUGCCGGAACACUUUCCGAAUCCGGACGUGUUCGAUCCGGACAACUUCUUGCCGGAGCGAACUGCCAAUAGGCACUACUACGCCUUCGUACCGUUCUCGGCAGGGCCAAGGAGUUGUGUAGGUCGCAAAUACGCAAUGUUAAAAUUGAAGAUAAUCCUGUCGACGAUCCUUCGUAAUUUCCGCGUCCACAGCGACUUAACCGAAAAGGACUUCAGGCUUCAGGCCGACAUCAUCCUGAAAAGGGCCGAAGGAUUCAAGGUGCGCCUGACGCCCCGGAAACCCGGAAGCUCCGUCAGGACUUUAGAGAAUAGACAUCAGAAGUGUGAAAUUAAUAAUAAAAUUGAUACAAGUACUUAUGCACUUAUAGGAACAGGAACCAUAAAAUCUGGGUCUCCCCUAUACUAA